AAGAGGUGUAGGAAGUUGUAAACGAAGCAGCAGAAGAAGAAGCUCGUUUGCGUGCUUAGCCUCAGGCCCUCAGCUCUGCCUCUUGAAUCGGAUUUGACUCAGUAGAGGCGUGGGUCGCAUCAACGCAAUGAGUCAGGAAUCGUUCAUAUACAGCUUCGUGGCUCGUGGGACCGUGAUCUUGGCUGAGUACACCGAGUUUACCGGAAACUUUCCGGCGAUCGCAGCUCAGUGCCUGCAAAAACUCCCUUCCUCCAACAACAAGUUCACCUACAACUGUGACCACCACACUUUCAAUUUCCUUGUUGAAGAUGGUUACGCCUACUGUGUUGUCUCCAAAGAAUCUGUUAGCAAGCAGAUCUCAAUCGCAUUUUUGGAGCGUAUGAAAGCUGAUUUUAAAAAGAGAUAUGGUGGUGGUAGAGCAGACACAGCUAUGGCCAAAAGUCUUAACAAGGAGUUUGGGCCAAUUAUGAAAGAGCAUAUGAAGCAUAUCAUUGACCAUGCCGAAGAGAUCGAAAAGCUAUUAAAAGUGAAAGCUCAAGUUUCAGAAGUAAAAAGCAUAAUGCUAGAGAAUAUUGACAAGGCUAUUGAUAGAGGGGAGAACCUAACCAUUCUGGCUGACAAGACUGAGAGUCUGCAUUCACAGGCGCAAGAAUACAAGAAGCAAGGGACGCAAGUCCGACGUAAGAUGUGGUACCAGAACAUGAAGAUCAAAUUGGUUGUUUUCGGAAUCUUACUGCUUCUGGUCCUCAUAAUCUGGCUUUCUGUUUGCCAUGGAUUUGAUUGCACCAACUGACAAAUGUUCAUCACAAGGGCACACAAGAGAAAUCACAGUUCUUAGAUAGCGGAAAUUCUUCAGAGCUUCUGUCAAAAACUGAUGCACAGAAAGCGAGCCAGAGGGAUCCAUUCAAGCUGUUUAUGUUACAAUGUGAACUUGUAAAAAAUGUUUGCGACAUUUUGUUCAUUAUUUCUCAGUUCAAUAUGGCAGUGAAGUUUGCUUACGUGCA
Molecule: messenger RNA, 1004 nt
Organism: Tripterygium wilfordii
Lineage: Eukaryota; Viridiplantae; Streptophyta; Magnoliopsida; Celastrales; Celastraceae
Product: vesicle-associated membrane protein 724-like
Exons: 5
Coding region: 128-793 (221 amino acids)
Biological process (GO): vesicle-mediated transport
Cellular component (GO): membrane
Source: RefSeq, a predicted model, not a curated record